ACCUUUUUAUAUUCCUAAAACAUUUCACUUCCAUUCCUAAGUUAAAACCAUUUUGUUCAAGAAAAAAAAAAGGACAUUUUUAGCUUCCAAGAUUCAGAUGGCUGCUAAUGAUCAAGAAUCCAAACUUCCCCUGAAACUUUUGGUAGAUGAGAAGAAAAAAAGAGUUGUUGCUGCUGAAGCCAACAAGGAUUUUGUGGAUAUAUUAUUCAGUUUCCUCACAUUUCCAAUUGGAACAAUAAUCAGACUAACCAACAACAACCAGCCAAUGCCAAAGAUUUCAACUUGUAUCAACAAUUUAUAUAAAAGUGUUGAAAACCUUAGUGUUGACCAUCUUUACACAGAAAUUUGCAAGUCAAUACUUUUAAAUCCAAGAAAUCCAUGUAUUGAAGAUUGUUUCAAGUUGAAAGUGAAGAUAGAUGAUUCUGUUUCUAACAAGUAUUUCAAUUGCUCUAAUGAACUGAGAUGCUCUAGAAAGAGUUGGUUAGUCAAUGUUAAGUGUUAUUGUGGAGGGAAUACAACUAUGGAGGUAUUUUCAAAAAUUGAAAAUCCAACAAAUGAUCAUUCAGGUGUUUUUAUGAGGGGAGGGAUAGGGUUUUUAAUAAGUGAUGACUUAAGAGUAUUGCCUGGUUCUCCAAGUUCUCUUGUGCAGCUGUUUUCUGAUCUUGGCUACAAUCACAUGAAUCAGAUAAGGGAGAUGUAUGUGGAAGUUGGAAAGGAGGAGAUAUUAAGACUGCUCACUUCUUCAUUGAUCUCAAAAUCUCCCUUAACUGAGGUGUUUUUGAACAAGCAAGCUAUAGUUGACAACAACAUCAUGACUGAGCCAAGAAUUUCUCAAGUGUUUCACGACCUGCAAACCGGAAGAUCCAGUAAAAUAAACAUGAAGCUAAUAUUAAGCAAGUCUAGAAACAAAAUACUGUAUGCUGAGGCAAAUGAUUCGUUUGUCGAUUUUCUGUUCAGUUUCCUCACUUUUCCUAUUGGAUCAGUGAUCCAUGUUCUAAAAGGGAUUUCUGGACUAGGAUGCAUAGACAACUUGUAUAAAAGUGUGACGGAUUUGGAGUCCCAAUGGUUUCUUUAUGGCCAACACAAAUUACUCAAUCCUGGUGUUGCUCUGAGACAUGCAUGCCAGGAUCCGUUGCUUCCAAUUUCUGUGGAACUUGCAAAUCAUAGCCUUAUAGAUCCAAGGGACACAAGUGGUUUGGCACGUGAAGUUGGCAGAUUCACAAAGUCACCUUCCUUGUUUAUUGUUUCGGACGAUUUGGAAGUCAAACCUGUGUGCUCUACAUCAAGUUUUGGCUUACUCAAAGAACUAAAUGUGCCCUUGUUUGACAUUGAAGAGAAAGUGAUCACCAUUGGUGAGGCAGAGGCCCUGUGCUUGCUUCAGGCGGCUUUAAUCGGAUCAUCAUCUGCUUUAACAAUUGCCUUGACCUCUUUCUUGAGUACACAGAAAGAAGAGAAGGACUAAAAUGCUACAAACAACAAAAGCAACUUGGCUUGGUGGCUAUACCGAUUAUGUUCUAAUAUUAGUUUCUAUAUUGCUGGUUGCGAGUAUAAAGGAAAAUGUCUGUGGUAAGUUAGCAGCCCGUAUAAAACUAGUCAAUUUAUGAUGAAUUCAGUUUGUAUUUCCUUAUGGACAAGUUUUUAUUGCCCUGCUAGUUAUUUCAGAUUUCCUAAUUAAAUGAGGUGAAGUUAGCUAGUAAAGCUAGCAA
This is a messenger RNA of Solanum dulcamara, 1706 nucleotides long. RefSeq lists its product as uncharacterized. The record is from RefSeq and is a predicted model, not a curated record. The coding region runs from base 98 to 1462 and encodes 454 amino acids. The transcript has 3 exons. NCBI's taxonomy places the organism in Eukaryota, Viridiplantae, Streptophyta, Magnoliopsida, Solanales, Solanaceae.